Mixia osmundae IAM 14324 is the source of this 492-nucleotide messenger RNA. RefSeq lists its product as uncharacterized. The record is from RefSeq and is a predicted model, not a curated record. NCBI's taxonomy places the organism in Eukaryota, Fungi, Basidiomycota, Mixiomycetes, Mixiales, Mixiaceae. The transcript has 2 exons. Gene Ontology annotation, molecular function: carboxy-lyase activity. Bases 1 to 492 code for a protein of 163 amino acids.
AUGAGCUUUCAGGAGGCGCUACAGGAUCUUCACCUCGUGUACGAUUAUGAAGUCCAGGUCGACGGCAAGACGGAGCUAUGGGAAUACGAGCUCUGGUUUGCGCACGAGGCAAGACACUUAGCCGUGUAUGCCAUACACGGUGGACCAAUGGCAGGCCGUCGAAACUUCCAAGAAGCAAUCUAUCGCUGCGUGCGCAAAGGUAUCUGGCAAAUCAACUGGCUCGAAGAGACGGGCACUAUCGUCUCGAUCGUGUACGACAGCGAACAGGGUCGUCUGACCAGCUUGAUUGCCUUUUCACAGGGCCACUGGGAGAAUCCAGACUUGGCCAAAGGCGAUAAGCGAAAUCGCGAUGACUUUGCUCGAUGGCGCGAGCUUGCAAAGAUUGGCUCGCAGACAGAUCGGCAUAUUCUGGCCGAGCAUGCCAAUAUCAAGCAGAUUUUUAGGGGCGCCGGAACGCUUGAGCCCAUUGAUCCUUCGUGGCCAACGCGCUAG